Hylaeus volcanicus is the source of this 2638-nucleotide messenger RNA. RefSeq lists its product as uncharacterized. Gene Ontology annotation, biological process: mRNA splicing, via spliceosome. The record is from RefSeq and is a predicted model, not a curated record. The transcript has 13 exons. Gene Ontology annotation, molecular function: RNA binding; RNA lariat debranching enzyme activator activity. NCBI's taxonomy places the organism in Eukaryota, Metazoa, Arthropoda, Insecta, Hymenoptera, Colletidae. The coding region runs from base 1 to 2508 and encodes 835 amino acids. Gene Ontology annotation, cellular component: post-mRNA release spliceosomal complex.
AUGCUUCAAUCUAUUGAUGCGGAUCAUGAUGUAUGUACCAUAUCCGGUUUAGGUGAACACAUUGAAUGCAAUAAAGGAAACUGUAUACAAAAUAUGACAAAUACAAAUCAUCUUCAUAAAACAACUUUAUUAGAUGAAUCUUCGUGCUCCGUUAAAUGUUCAACAUUACAGGAAUCAGAAAAAAUUUUACGUGAUAUACAAGCAGAUACCACUUUAAAUUCAACCGCAAUCGAGUCUCAUCCUGCACACCUCAAUGAAGGCAUACGGGUACUUCUUUGUGGUGACACUCUUGGUCGUUUAAACCAUUUAAAACAAGCAAUUGAAUCUGCAAAUAAGAAGCAAGGGCCUUUUCAUUUCGUUUUAUGCUGUGGAAGUUUCUUUAGCAAUUCUGAUACUCUAAAUGGAAACAUACGCUCAUUUUCAUUUAAAGAUUCCAACCUUCAAGUUUCAGUUACAGAAGAAGAGUAUAAGUUUCUUACAGGAGAAGAACAAUUUUCUCUUAACAUUUAUUUUAUUGAUUCGAGUAUGUCAGAUAUAGGUGAUGCUUUACGCACCCGGAAAUCCAAUAAUUACUCCUUUUCUCCUACACUCACAUAUUUGGGAAAUUAUGGUUGCACGAAACUCCACAGUUUAACUAUUGCCCAUUUAUCGGGUUUGUAUAACGUUGCUCAUUUUUUCAAAGACACAAAAGAUUUUGAGUCAUCUAACGAGAUAACUACUUUCGACAAAAAAGUAACAUUACACACAAAAGAAAAACACACUGUAAUUUCUAUUCAUCAGGACGAAACGUCACCUUGUGAUACCGCAUUAUCAGUAACACAUUUUAGUGGAAAAAAUUCUAUUUAUUACAAUCGAGCAGCUUUAGAAAAAUUUAAAAAUUUAUGCUAUCAAAAUGCUGCCAAUUGUGAUAUAUUUAUAUCUUGCGAAUGGCCAUCUGGUGUUGAUCAAAAUUUAUCAAAAGCUCAGCAAGAAGAUUUACAACAAUUCAUUCAACUUGGAGAGACUCAACCUGGAUUAUACAAGUCAACAUCACCAGUUGUUUCGGAAAUAGUCGAAAUUUUAGAACCAAGAUAUCAUAUUGCUGGGGGUCAUGGAAUAUUCUAUCAGAGAAUCCCUUUUAAAACGACUUCUCAUGGACUUGUUAGCAAAUUUAUAAGUCUCGCAAGUGUUUCUCCUUCUCUCACAUCGAAUGCUAUAAUAAAACAAUUUAAAUUUUUUCAUGCUCUUUUACUACGACCAUUAGAGUCAAUGAAUGCACAGUCUAUUCGUGCAACAACAGCGGAGUGGACUCCAAGUCCAUAUGGUUCGUUACAUAUUGCGGCCCGCAAUAAGGACAUAUCAGCCUUAACAACAUCCUUAUCUCCAUCAUCACAAGAAUCACCUUCUACAAUGGAGAGUAAUAAAAACUUCUGUUAUUCGGGAUCUUUGAAAAGGCAGCGUUGCAAAUCAGAAAACACAGUGGGAGAAACCGAAAGUUCAACUUUAAGCCGUUGUGUUUAUGUUAGUAGCAUACCCUAUGAAGUCGAUUUUGAUAGUUUUAUUGAAAUUAUGCAAUCAUUUGGAACUAUCAUCAACGUUUCCAUGCCCAAAACAUGUAGUGGAAAAAGUAAUGGACGAGCUUGGAUAACAUACAGUACUUUUAAGGAAGCGGAAAAUGCUGUCGCUGCACAUGAACAAUUACAAUCGGGUGGUCGCUUGUUACGAAUUCAAUAUUCGAAUGAAAACGACCUGCGCACCAAUAAAAAACGCAAUUGUGGCACAGGUGUAGGUCAAACACCCCAGGCUAUAGAUGUUCGACCCCAUAAAGGAUGCUGGUUUUGCUUAUCCAACCCGGAUUCGGAAAAGCGGUUGAUUGUAUCUUUAGGGGAAAAGGUUUAUGUAGCUUUAGCGAAAGGGGGUUUAGUAUCGGAUCAUGUGUUGAUUAUUCCAGUGACACAUUUUCCUAAUUAUUUAUUUUGCCCUCCCGACAUUAGUUUAGAAUUAGAAAAUUUUGUCCAAGUAUUACGUCAAUGUUUUAAGGCUCAAAAUCGAGACGUUAUUGUUUAUGAAAGAUAUUUUCCUAUGAAAGUGACAACUGGAAUGCAUAUGCAGUUUCAAGUUAUUCCAAUACCCGAAACACUUAGUAAGAAAUCUUCUCAAGCUUUAUUGAAACGUGCUAAAAAAGCAGGUGUAAAACUUCAUCAACUAAAUGAAAAAGAAUCUUUAAAAGAUUUAUGUCAUUAUGUGAAAAAUUCCGUUGUAUCCCCUUAUUUUUAUGUAGAAAUCCCAGGUGUCACCGACUUAACUAUUGAACGUUGGAUUUACACGGAUUCCGCUCGAUCUCCAGGAGAUGACAAAGUGUUGCCAUUCAAUUUUGGAAGAGAGUUUGUAGCUGAUUUAUUAGAAAAACCUGAGAGAUCCAAUUGGAAAUCAUGUAUAGAGGAUGUUACGAAGGAAAAUCAUGCGGUUGAAAAGCUAAACACCCUUUUCGCUUCAUUUCAGUUAAUAAGUAAUAACAACUUCCCCUAAAAGUAAUUUUAAUUAAUUUCCUCAUCUAUUUUUACAAUGUUUAUAAGCCACUUUUAUAAAUUUUCGAUUUUUUCUAAAUAACUUAACUAAUUUCAUAGAAGAAAAAAAUUUGUUCAAAUAUUUAUCUUUC